Messenger RNA from Diplodia corticola, 993 nucleotides. RefSeq lists its product as uncharacterized. Lineage: Eukaryota; Fungi; Ascomycota; Dothideomycetes; Botryosphaeriales; Botryosphaeriaceae. The transcript has a single exon. Bases 1 to 993 code for a protein of 330 amino acids. The record is from RefSeq and is a predicted model, not a curated record.
AUGGCCCAAGUGCCCAGAUUCUCCGCUGACCAGGUGGAGGAGGCCAACACCCGCUUCUCCACCAUCUUCAAGGAGCACCAGAGCCUUGACAAGGGGCAGAAGAAGAAGAGCGAGCACAAGCACGUGCCGCCCAGGACGCAGCUGGAUCGCUGGCAACGAUCCCUGACCCUCCAGGCGAGAGGGCAGCAAGACCUCUUCGACGGAGCCGGAGAGCGCCACUGGGCGAGGAGGAACCUCGGCCUCAACCCCAACGGCCGCGUCGUCUGGAAGCCCACGCGCGGCGAGGAGCUCCGGACCGCCAGGAGGGGCACCAAGAAGGUGGUGCCGCACAUGCAGAUCGUCUGCAUGGAGGAGUGGGGCGCGCGCCUCCUCGACGCCCACGUCGCCGCCUCUGGCGCCCACAGAGGCCGCGACAGCACCUACAACUGGGCUCGUGAUCCAGAGAGGGGCGUCAGGGACCCCGCCAACGAGUCCCGGCCGAGCGACCGGUUCGUGAAGCCUCCUAUGAAGGAGGUCAUCAUGGACUUCAUCAAGCACUGCCCGGAGUGCAGCAGCAGGGGCGCUGCCCACACCACCACCACCGCCGCUCCUGCCGUCGUUCCCGACGCUCCUCUCGCCGCCCCUCUCGUCCCGGCUCCCGCUCCCGCCGCCGCCGCCAUUCCCGCCGCCGCCAUCCCCGCUCCCGCCGCCGCCACCGCCCCUCUCGCCUCCUCCUCCUCCUCCUCCUUCUGCUUCCCCUCACCCUCCUCCUCCUCCUUCUUCUUCCCCCCCUCCGCCCCCGCCGCCGCCGCCGCCGGCCAGCCUGCCGGCUUCGUCCAGUUCCAGGACGAAGCGUCCGCAAUUCCAGACCGGGAUUUCCUGGCCUGGAACCAGGCCCGCACCCAGGAUCUUUUCCUCCUCCCCGCCUUCGACAACAUCGAAGGUCGCUACACCGCUGAGGACUACUUCAACCUCGCGGAUGACGCGUUCUUCCUGAACGAAGGUUGGGAGUAA